Molecule: messenger RNA, 939 nt
Organism: Eremomyces bilateralis CBS 781.70
Lineage: Eukaryota; Fungi; Ascomycota; Dothideomycetes; Eremomycetales; Eremomycetaceae
Exons: 1
Coding region: 241-855 (204 amino acids)
Source: RefSeq, a predicted model, not a curated record
UUAGACACUAAUACCAAACGAAGCGUGAGACUGUUUUGAGGAACAAACAGUGACGCAACGGAGUGGCAAUGCUUCGGAGGAGAUAUAAUGCUAGUGUAGGGCAGACUGGAGGAUUCUCGACGAUUCAACGGAUAGAAAAUUGACAGGAUGGUACGACCAAUGAACAAAUCAAUUAAGAGUAGCUUAGCGAAAUAGCAGCACUGCCCGAGGACUCUGACCGCAGUGUUCCUGUUUGAUCGUAUGAACAACACAUUAUUCCAACUUGCUCCGUCGCAACUGAUAUGCUCGCUUUAUGGACUUGGCUCGUGGAGGACUCGAGGAUGCGGCUCUGCGGAGACUUCCAGCGACACAGCCAAACUCUCCCCCCCCCCAAAGAGGAGUGCGCUGAAGCAUGGCGUCGCUGUUUCCCUGUCAUAUUAUCCAGCCCCUGCAGACUUCACCGGUCUGUUGUGGGCAGUGGGCUUAGCACGGCCAGGGAGGGCGAAACGCAUCAAUGAGGGAGGGGUGUCGGAUGCAUCCAACAUGCCCAGCUACCCAAUCAAUCCCGGUGGAAGAACAAAUCAUCGUUGGCUUCGAGCUACCACUUGUGCCGUCAGGACGCUCACCAUGAGGGAGUGCGGGAAGGAGGCGGAGAUGAGAAAAAGAAAUGGCAAUUUUAAUGUAUUGUUGGACAGGUUUAACACCCUAAACUCCCAGGUCGGAGGAUACGUGGGCCGCGUGCCCGCGCCCUUUUGCUUGCUUUCGAGGGACUUGACCCCUCCCCCAGUUUUGGCGGCAUCUAGCCAGUCGCCCACCACGAUUUGUCGCGCUUUGAGGCCCGGGCUUGCAAUACAAUUGACAAUCUUUCAGCCAUGAGGCAUAAACCCUAUGGCGCACGUUCCAUGAAAUGGAUUCUCCAACCCCGGGCGAUCUGCGGGAGGGGCCGACUAAUCAAGACAA